Messenger RNA from Lathyrus oleraceus (garden pea), 1152 nucleotides. RefSeq lists its product as uncharacterized. Bases 103 to 792 code for a protein of 229 amino acids. Lineage: Eukaryota; Viridiplantae; Streptophyta; Magnoliopsida; Fabales; Fabaceae. The transcript has a single exon. The record is from RefSeq and is a predicted model, not a curated record.
CACAUAACACAUAAUACUAAACUAAACAAACAUGUUUCAUUUCAUUCUUUAAAUAUUCUAAGACUAUGUCAAUAGAGUUAAGUACUUGAUCCUCUCCUCAAUAUGAGUAAUACUACUAUGACCGCUUCUACUGAUCAAUAUUGGAUGCAAUUCUAUCAGCAACCUCUCAUGGAUGAUCAUGCUAUAGAAAAUUUCUCUGAUUCUACUGUUAUGACAACAAAUCCUCUUCCAUUAGAAACCAUGGUUUUGAGUCCAACAAACUCAUACACAAACAACACUAGUGACCAAUUGACACCAAAGGGUGGUAAUGUAUCCAAACCUAUUAGAAGAAGAUCUAGAGCUUCUAAGAGAACACCAACAACACUUCUCAAUGCAAAUACAACAAAUUUCAGACAACUUGUGCAGCAAUUCACAGGUUGUCCUAGCACUACUUCGUCGUCGAUGUCGUUGUCGUCGCUAGGUGUUCAUAAAGGACCUAUUACCUUAAACUUUCAACAAGGUAGCAAACAGAAUAUUCAACAUGAUACAUCAACAGCAACAGCUAGGUUAAUGCCACAGUUUAGUAGCAGCACAGGUUACAAUCAAGUUUCUAGGCCAUUUCCAUUGAAGAUGGAACAAAUUCAAGUGGCUCAGCAACUUCAGAAUGGUUAUAACUCGUUUGAUUAUGUCAAGAACAACGAUUUUAUUCCGAAUUCGGGUAAUAUGGAUGUUUCUGAUGGAUUGGUUGUGGAUAAUGAUUUUGGUUUGCAAGAUCUAUCUGUGAAUGCAUUCUCUAAUGAUACUUUUAUGUGAUGGAAAUUAUUGUUUAAUUAAGUAGACUUAGUUAUGUUUUGUUUAUUGUUGUAUGCAUUUUCACCUAUUAUAACAAUAAUGUAUAAGGUCUUUUUUAUAUGCUGGCUUUAGUAUCUUUAUAUUCAUCAGAAGAAAGCAUGUGAGGUGUUCUAAGCUAGUGUGAUUCAUUCAUAUCUUGUAGCUUUGAAUUGAAUUGGAUAGUUCAAAAGAAGUGAUGCAGUUUUGGUCACCGGGAAGAGUUCGAGGUGGAUUGGAAUAGAAUGGUGGGCUAGUUUUGGCUGCAUCUGUAGCAUAAUCAAAUACUACUUUGAACAAAGUUCAUCCUUAUCUUUUCUCUCUUAUAUUACGAGGUUUAUUUAA